Orbilia oligospora ATCC 24927 is the source of this 585-nucleotide messenger RNA. RefSeq lists its product as uncharacterized. Gene Ontology annotation, cellular component: nucleus. Bases 1 to 585 code for a protein of 194 amino acids. The record is from RefSeq and is a predicted model, not a curated record. Gene Ontology annotation, molecular function: ubiquitin conjugating enzyme activity. Gene Ontology annotation, biological process: ubiquitin-dependent protein catabolic process; protein polyubiquitination. NCBI's taxonomy places the organism in Eukaryota, Fungi, Ascomycota, Orbiliomycetes, Orbiliales, Orbiliaceae. The transcript is spliced from 7 exons.
AUGAGCUCCCCGAGACGACGAAUCGAAACAGAUGUCAUGAAGCUGUACUGUACGCCCCAAGUUCCAUACACCAACCGUACAAAACCCGAUAACUCAUAUUCCGAUUAUCUCCGUAGGCAAGAGUUCUUCGUCCGAUUUAAUGGACCUAAAGACACUCCCUUCGAAGGCGGAAUAUGGAAAGUCCACGUCGAAUUACCGGAUCAGUACCCGUACAAAUCACCAUCGAUCGGUUUUGUUAACAAGAUAUUUCACCCAAAUAUCGAUGAACUCAGUGGCUCCGUAUGCCUCGAUGUUAUCAAUCAAACCUGGUCGCCCAUGUUUGAUAUGAUCAACAUCUUCGAAGUCUUUCUGCCCCAGUUGCUAGGCUACCCGAAUGCCAAUGACCCGCUCAAUGGUGAAGCCGCCGCCCUAAUUAUGAGAAGCAAGGAAGCCUACGCUAGUAGGGUUAAGGAAUAUGUAGGGAAAUAUGCAACAAAAGAGGCAAUGGAGGCAACGGGUGAGGACAGCGAGAGUGAUGACGAAAUGAGUUCCGUGGGUUCCUACGACUCAGCUGAUGAGGAUCCUGCAGGGACGAUGGAAGUAUAG